CUCCCCCUGGCCUGGAUGAGGCUGUACCUUUUCUGCUCGCCCAGGAGUGAGCCCUGCACUCCUUCUGUCCUGCCCAGACCUCCGCUGAACAAAGGAGCUCUGGGCACAUCACCAGCCCCAGGACCCAAAGCAAGCGAACUCCAGGACGGGUCCUUGGCACGCGGGGGCUGCUGCCAAAAUCCAUCCUCCUCCUCCUCCUCCUCCUCGUCAUCCUGCGAGGGCAGCAGGGAGGCUGCAGCUGGACAGAGCUCUCGGGGGACUGCUGGACGUGGGGCCAGCAUGGGGGAUUGGUGGCUGGCCAGGCUCCUGCUGGGCUGCUCGGCUGUGCUGGCCGUGGCACAGUACGAGGGGGACUUGCAGACAGACAGAUUCACAGCCUACGAGGACAGACCCCCGAGCAGGGUGAGGAGAAGGGGCCAGGACUCGCUGCGAGGCCCAAACGUCUGCGGCUCGAGGUUCCACUCCUAUUGCUGUCCUGGCUGGAAAACUCUGCCUGGAGGGAACCAGUGCAUUGUCCCAAUCUGCAGGAAUUCCUGUGGGGAUGGAUUCUGCUCCCGGCCCAACAUGUGCACCUGCUCCAAUGGACAGCUCUCCCCCAACUGUGGCUCAGCUGGAGUGCAGAGCUGCAGUGUGCGCUGCAUGAACGGGGGCAGCUGCUCCGAGGAGUCCUGCCUGUGCCAGAAGGGAUUCACGGGCACCUACUGCGGGCAGCCUGUGUGUGAGAACGGCUGCCAGAACGGGGGCAGGUGCAUCGGCCCCAACCGCUGCGCGUGUGUGUACGGAUUCACCGGGCCCCAGUGCGAGAGAGAUUACCGCACGGGGCCCUGCUUCAGCCAGGUGAACAACCAGAUGUGCCAGGGCCAGCUGAGCGGCAUCGUGUGCACCAAGACCAUGUGCUGUGCCACCAUCGGCCGCGCCUGGGGCCACCCCUGCGAGAUGUGCCCGGCCCAGCCGCACCCCUGCCGGCGCGGCUUCAUCCCCAACAUCCGCACCGGCGCCUGCCAGGAUGUGGAUGAGUGCCAGGCCAUCCCUGGCCUCUGCCAAGGUGGCAAUUGCAUCAACACCGUGGGAUCCUACGAGUGCAAGUGCCCUGCAGGGCACAAGCAGAGCGAGACCAGCCACAGGUGUGAAGACGUGGAUGAGUGCGGGGCCAUCCCGGGCGUGUGCGAUGGAGGCGAGUGCACCAACACCGCGGGCAGCUACGUGUGCUCCUGCCCCCGCGGCUUCAUCAGCAGCCCCGACGGCUCCCGCUGCCUCGACCAGCGCCUGGGCACGUGUUUCUCGGCGCUGCUGGGCGGUCGCUGUGCCGGGGACGUUCCGGGCCAGGCCAGCAGGAUGCAGUGCUGCUGCGACUCGGGGCGCUGCUGGGCCAUCGGCCAGACCCCCGAGGUGUGCCCCGUGCGGGGCUCGGACGAGUACCGCAGGCUGUGCAUCGAGGGGCUCCCGGUCGUGCCAGGCUUCCCCGGGAACUUCCCAGGAAUUCCCGGAUUCGGGCCCAACGGGGUCGGGCCGGGACUCAACGGGCCCGGGGGCAUCGGCCCCAACGGGGCCAACGGGCAGGGCGGGAUCCCGGGGCUGCCCGGGAUGGGCCCGGGGAGCUCCAGCAUCGGAACGGCCACUCUGAACCAGACCAUCGACAUCUGCAAACACUUCACCAACCUGUGCCUGAACGGGCGCUGCAUCCCCACCCCGUCCAGCUACCGCUGCGAGUGCAACAUGGGCUACAAGCAGGAUGUCCGGGGGGAGUGCAUCGAUGUGGACGAGUGCUCGAGCAGCCCCUGCGUGCACGGUGACUGCGUCAACACCCCGGGCUCCUACCACUGCAAGUGCCACGAGGGCUUCCAGAGCACCCCCACCAAGCAGGCCUGCAUUGACAUUGACGAGUGCAUCAUGAAUGGGGUGAUGUGCAGGAACGGGCGCUGCGUCAACACCGACGGCAGCUUCCAGUGCAUCUGCAACGCCGGCUUUGAGAUCACCCCCGACGGCAAGAACUGCGUGGACCACGACGAGUGUGCCACCACCAACAUGUGCCUCAACGGGAUGUGCAUCAACGAGGACGGGAGCUUCAAGUGCAUCUGCAAACCCGGCUUUGUCCUGGCUCCCAACGGGCGCUACUGCGUGGACAUCGACGAGUGCGAGACGCCGGGGAUCUGCAUGAACGGCUGGUGCAUCAACACCGAGGGCUCGUUCCGCUGCGAGUGCCUGGGCGGCCUGGCCAUCGGCGUGGACGGCCGCGUCUGCGUGGACACCCACAUGCGCAGCACCUGCUACGGGGGCAUCAAGAAGGGCACCUGCGCCCGGCCCUUCCCCGGCGCCGUCACCAAAUCCGAGUGCUGCUGCGCCAACCCCGACCACGGCUUCGGGGAGCCCUGCCAGCCCUGCCCGGCCAAGAACUCGGCGGAAUUCCAGGCUCUCUGCAGCAGCGGCAUCGGGAUCACGGCUGAUGGCAGAGACAUCAACGAGUGCGCCCUGAACCCCGACAUCUGCCCCAACGGGAUGUGUGAGAACCUGCGGGGCAGCUACCGCUGCAUCUGCAACCUGGGCUACGAGUCCGACCCCACGGGCAAGAACUGCGUGGAUGUGGACGAGUGCAGCGUCAACCGGCUGCUGUGUGACAACGGGCUGUGCAGGAACACCCCUGGCAGCUACACCUGCACCUGCCCCAAGGGCUUCGUGUUCCGCACCGAGACCGACACCUGCGAAGACAUCAACGAGUGCACGUCCAACCCGUGUGUGAACGGGCUGUGCAGGAACAACGCCGGCUCCUUCGCCUGCGAGUGCUCCCCGGGCAGCAAACUGGACCCCAGUGGCACCAUCUGUGUGGACAGCAUGAAGGGCACCUGCUGGCUCAACAUCCAGGACGGGCGCUGCGAGGUCAACAUCAACGGGGCCACGCUGAAAUCCGAGUGCUGUGCCACCCUGGGGGCAGCCUGGGGCAGCCCCUGCGAGCGCUGCGAGAUCGACACCGCCUGUCCCCGGGGCUACGCCCGCAUGAAGGGGGUCACCUGUGAAGAUGUGAACGAGUGCGAGGUGUUCCCGGGCGUGUGCCCCAACGGGCGCUGCGUGAACUCGGCCGGCUCCUUCCGCUGCGAGUGCCCUGAGGGGCUGACCCUGGAUGGCACUGCUAGGACCUGUGUGGACGUGCGGGUGGAGCAGUGCUACAUGCGCUGGGACGAGGACGAGUGCACGGAGCCGCUGCCCGGCAAGUUCCGCAUGGACAUGUGCUGCUGCUCCGUGGGCUCGGCCUGGGGCUCCGACUGCGAGGAGUGCCCCCGUGCCGGCUCUGCCGAGUUCAAGGCGCUGUGUCCCCGCGGGCCCGGCUUCGCCAACCGCGGCGACGUGCUCUCGGGACGGCCCUUCUACAAAGAUGUGAACGAGUGCAAGGUGUUCUCCGGGCUCUGCACCCACGGCACCUGCAGGAACACCAUCGGCAGCUUCAGGUGCAUCUGCGGCAACGGCUUCGCUCUGGAUGCUGAGGAGAGGAACUGCACAGACAUCGACGAGUGCCGCAUCUCCCCCGACCUGUGCGGCCACGGCUCGUGCGUGAACACCCCGGGCAGCUUCGAGUGCGAGUGCUUUGAGGGCUACGAGAGCGGCUUCAUGAUGAUGAAGAACUGCAUGGACAUCAACGAGUGCGAGCGGGACCCGCUGCUGUGCCGGGGCGGGAUCUGCAUGAACACCGACGGCAGCUUCGAGUGCAUCUGCCCCCCUGGGCACGAGCUGACAGCUGAGGGCAACACCUGCAUUGACAUCAACGAGUGCUCCCUCAGUGACAACCUCUGUCGCAACGGGCGCUGCGUCAACGUCAUCGGCACCUACCAGUGCUCCUGCGACUCGGGCUUCCAGGCCACCCCGGACAGGCAGGGCUGUGUGGACAUCGACGAGUGCACCAUCACCAACGGGGGCUGUGACACCCACUGCUCCAACUCCGAGGGCAGCUACGAGUGCAGCUGCAGCGAAGGCUAUGCCCUGAUGCCAGACAAGAGGUCCUGUGCAGAUAUUGAUGAGUGUGAGGAUAACCCCGAGAUCUGUGACGGGGGGCAGUGCACCAACAUCCCCGGCGAGUACCGCUGCCUCUGCUUCGACGGCUUCAUGGCAUCCCUGGACAUGAAGACCUGCAUUGAUGUGAACGAGUGCGACCUCAACCCCAACAUCUGCCUGCACGGCGAGUGUGAGAACACCAAGGGCUCCUUCAUCUGCCACUGCCAGCUGGGCUACUUCGUCAAGAAGGGAACCACGGGGUGCACAGACAUCGAUGAGUGUGAGAUUGGAGCCCACAACUGUGACAUGCACGCCUCCUGCAUCAACAUCCCCGGCAGCUUCAAGUGCAAGUGUCGCUCGGGCUGGCUCGGGGACGGGCUCAAGUGCAACGACCUGGAUGAGUGCGCAACCGAGGAGCACAAGUGCAACCUGAACGCCAACUGUGUGAACACACCCGGCUCGUACCGCUGCGCCUGCCGCGACGGCUUCAACGGCGACGGCUUCUCCUGCUCAGACGUGGAUGAGUGUGCAGACAACGUGAACCUGUGUGAGAACGGGCAGUGCCUCAACGCCCCCGGCGGGUACCGCUGCGAGUGCGAGAUGGGCUUCAACCCCACCGAGGACAGCAAGGCCUGCCAGGACAUUGAUGAAUGCACCUUCCAGAACAUCUGCGUUUUUGGCACCUGCCAGAACCUGCCCGGGAUGUUCCGCUGUGCCUGCGACGAUGGAUAUGAGCUGGACAGGAGUGGGGGCAACUGCACAGACAUCAACGAGUGUGCAGACCCUGUGAACUGCAUCAACGGGCUCUGUGUCAACACCCCGGGCAGCUACCUGUGCAACUGCCCCCAGGACUUCGAGCUGAACCCCACGGGGGUGGGCUGUGUGGAUACCCGCGUUGGGAAUUGCUUCCUGGACACGCAGGACCGAGGGGAUGGGGGCAUCUCCUGCAGCGCUGAGAUCGGCGUGGGGGUCACCAGGGCCUCCUGCUGCUGCUCCCUGGGCCGUGCCUGGGGCAACCCCUGCGAGCUCUGCCCUCCAGCCAACACCACCGAGUACAAGACCUUGUGCCCUGGGGGAGAAGGGUUCCGGCCCAACCCCAUCACUGUCAUCCUGGAGGACAUUGACGAGUGCCAGGAGCUGCCAGGGCUGUGCCAGGGCGGGAACUGUGUCAACACCUUUGGCAGCUUCCAGUGCGAGUGUCCCCUGGGCUACUACCUCAACGAGGACACCCGGAUCUGCGAGGAUAUUGAUGAGUGCUCUGCCCACAUCGGGAUCUGUGGCCCUGGCACCUGCUACAACACCCUGGGCAACUACACCUGCGUGUGCCCACCCGAGUACAUGCAGGUCAACGGGGGAAACAACUGCAUGGACAUGAGGAAGAGCGUUUGCUACCGCAACUACAACGACACCUGCGAGAACGAGCUGUCCUUCAACAUGACCAAGAAGAUGUGCUGCUGCUCCUACAACAUUGGCAAGGCCUGGAACAAACCCUGCGAGCCCUGUCCCACCCCUGCCAGCCCCGAGUACCAGAUCCUGUGUGGGAACCAAGCCCCUGGAUUCAUCAUUGACAUCCACACUGGGAAGCCCAUUGAUAUCGAUGAGUGCAGCGAGAUCCCGGCCAUCUGCACCAACGGCGUCUGCAUCAACCAGAUCGGGAGCUUCCGCUGCGAGUGCCCCAUCGGCUUCAGCUACAACAACAUCCUGCUCAUCUGUGAAGACAUCGAUGAGUGCAGCAGCGGGGAGACGCUGUGCCAGCGGCACGCUGAGUGCGUCAACAUCCCCGGCAGCUUCCGCUGCGAGUGCGCCGCGGGGUACCGGCUGUCCCCGGGGGGAGCCUGCGUGGGUCGCAACGAAUGCCAGGAGAUCCCCAACGUGUGCAGCCACGGGGACUGCGUGGACACCGAGGGCAGCUACGUCUGCAUCUGCCACAACGGCUUCAAGGCCACCGGGGAGCAGACCAUGUGCAUGGACAUUGACGAGUGUGACCGGCAGCCCUGCGGCAACGGGACCUGCAAGAACACCGUGGGCUCCUACAACUGCCUGUGCUUCCCUGGCUUCGAGCUGACCCACAACAACGACUGCAUGGACGUGGACGAGUGCUCGUCGCUGGUGGGGCAGGUGUGCAGGAACGGGCAGUGCAUCAACAGCGUGGGCUCCUUCCAGUGCCUGUGCCAGGAGGGCUAUGACCGCACCCCUGAUGGCAAGAACUGUGUGGACAUCAACGAGUGCGUGAGCCUGCCCGGGACCUGCUCCCCGGGCACCUGCCAGAACCUGGAGGGCUCCUUCCGCUGCAUCUGCCCCCCUGGCUACGAGGUGCAGAACGACAACUGCAUUGACAUCAACGAGUGCGAGGAGGAGCCCAACAUCUGCCUCUUUGGGACGUGCACCAACACCCCGGGCAGCUUCCAGUGCGUGUGUCCGCCGGGCUUCGUGCUGUCUGACAACGGCCGCUGCUUCGACACUCGCCAGAGCUUCUGCUUCACUCGCUUCGACAACGGGAAGUGCUCGGUGCCCAAGGCCUUCAACACCACCAAGGCUCGGUGCUGCUGCAGCAAAAUGCCUGGGGAGGGCUGGGGAGACCCCUGUGAGCUGUGCCCGCAGGAGGGCAACGUUGCCUUCCAGGAGCUGUGUCCCUAUGGCCACGGGGCCAUCCCAGGCCCGGGUGACACCCGGGAAGAUGUGAACGAGUGCUCGGAGAACCUGGGGGUGUGCAUCAACGGCGCCUGCAUCAACACCGACGGCUCCUUCCGCUGCGAGUGCCCCUUCGGCUACAACCUGGACUACACCGGGGUCAACUGCGUGGACACGGACGAGUGCUCCAUUGGCAAUCCCUGUGGGAAUGGCACCUGCACCAACGUGGUGGGAGGCUUCGAGUGUGCCUGUGAUGAGGGCUUUGAGCCGGGGCCCAUGAUGACCUGUGAAGACAUCAACGAGUGCUCCCUGAACCCCCUGCUCUGCGCCUUCCGCUGCAUCAACACCUUCGGCUCCUACGAGUGCACCUGCCCCUCUGGGUACGCCCUGCGGGAGGACAGGAGGAUGUGCAGAGAUCUGGACGAGUGUGCAGAGGGGCUGCACGACUGUGAGUCCCGGGGGAUGCUCUGCAAGAACCUCAUUGGCACCUUCAUGUGCAUCUGCCCUCCUGGCAUGCAGCGCAGGCCCGACGGCGAGGGCUGCACAGAUGAGAACGAGUGCCGGAGCAAGCCGGGGAUCUGCCCCAACGGGCGCUGCGUGAACACGGCCGGCAGUUACCGCUGCGACUGCAACGAGGGCUUUGAAGUCAGUGCCUCGGGCACCGAGUGCAUCGACACCCGCCAGGGCUUCUGCUUCACGGAGGUGCUGCAGACCAUGUGCCAGAUGUCCUCCACCAACCGCAACCUGGUCACCAAGUCCGAGUGCUGCUGCAACAGCGGGCGCAGCUGGGGCCCCCAGUGCGAGCUCUGCCCCCUGCCUGGCACUGCCCACUACAAGAAGAUGUGUCCCCAUGGCCCUGGCUACUCCACGGAUGGCAGAGACAUCGACGAGUGCAAGGUGCUGCCCAACCUGUGCAGGAACGGGCAGUGCAUCAACAGCAUCGGCUCCUUCCGCUGCCACUGCCGCCUGGGCUACACCCCGGACAUCACGGGCACCGCCUGCCAGGAUCUGGACGAGUGUAACCAGUCCCCAAAGCCCUGCAACUUCAUCUGCAAGAACACCGAGGGCAGCUACCAGUGCUCCUGCCCCCGGGGCUACAUCCUGCAGGAGGAUGGCAAGAUCUGCAAAGACCUGGACGAGUGCUCCACCAAGCAGCACAACUGCCAGUUCCUCUGCGUCAACGUCAUCGGGGGCUUCAACUGCAAGUGCCCCCCUGGCUUCACCCAGCACCACUCGUCCUGCAUUGACAACAAUGAGUGCACAGCUCAGCCCUCGCUGUGUGGAGCCAAGGGGCAGUGCCUGAACACCCCGGGCAGCUACAACUGCGAGUGCCAGAAGGGAUUUUCCCUGGACAGCUCCGGGGUCAACUGUGAAGAUGUGGACGAGUGUGACGGGAACCACCGGUGCCAGCACGGCUGCCAGAACGUGCUGGGGGGGUACCGCUGCGGCUGCCCCCAGGGCUACGUGCAGCACUAUCAGUGGAACCAGUGCGUGGAUGAGAACGAGUGCUCCAGCCCCUCUGCCUGCGGCUCUGCCUCCUGCUACAACACCCUGGGCAGCUUCAAGUGCGUCUGUCCCUCGGGCUUCGACCUCGACCAGGCCUUCGGGGGCUGCCAGGACGUGGACGAGUGCUUGGCCGGGGGCAGCCCCUGCAGCUACGGCUGCUCCAACACGGAUGGGGGGUACCUGUGCGGCUGCCCCGGCGGGUACUUCCGAGCAGGACAGGGCCACUGCAUUUCUGGCUUGGGAUUUGGGAAGGGUCCCUACCUGCCUGCGCCCCAGGAGGAGGAUGAGGACAACCUGCUGUCCCCCGAGACCUGCUACGAGUGCAAGAUCAACGGGUACCCCAAGAGGGGCCGGCAGCGGCGCAGCGUCAACGGCACGGAGAGGCACCAGGAUCACGGGGUGAACCUGGCCAGCAUGGACGUGGAGGCGCCGCUGUCCAUGGCGCUGAACCUGUCGGAGCUGGCGCACAAGGAGCACAUCCUGGAGCUGCUGCCGGCGCUGGAGCCGCUGGAGAACCGCGUGCGCUACGCCAUCGCCCAGGGCAACGAGGAGGGGCUGUUCCGCAUCCACCACAGGGAGGGGCUCAGCUUCCUGCACCUGGGCCGCAAGAAAAUCCUGCCGGGCACCUACGUGCUGGAGAUCGUCAGCGUGGGCCUGCCCCGCCGGCGGGAACUGCACAAACUCGAGGCCGACAACCACCUCGACUACUUGGCGGGCGAGCUGGGCCAGGCACUGAGGAUGAAGCUGCAGCUCCAGCUCUACUAAAGCCACCAGAGACCCCCCCAGUCCCACCCGACAGCGCAGCCCUGCCCCUCGCCACCCAACCCGGGAACAACGGGAUCCUCUCCUGCCACCGCCGCCGCCACCGCUGGGACAACGUGGGGAUGUCCUGCUAGGAUCAGCCGCCACCAGGAUAGCCAUGGGGAAUGGCCUUGUAGGAUCAGCCACCACAGAAACUGUCCUUGUAGGAUCAGCCACCACCAGGACAGCCGUGGGGAUGUCCUGCUAGGAUCAGCCAUGGGGAAUGUCCCUGUGGGAUCAGCGACCACAGGAACAGCCAUGGGAACUGUCCUUGUAGGAUCAGCCACCACCAGGACAGCCGUGGGGAAUGUCCCUGUGGGAUCAGCCAUGGGAGGUGUCCAUGUGGGAUCAGCACCUCUGGGGAUGCUCUGCUCUGGGGAUCAAGCCCAAGCCACAGCUCACAAAACUCCCAAAAGCCAAAAGAGUCCAAGCUCCUGAGCAGGGACUCCCCUCCCUCUGCUCCCACCUCUCCCCCUUAUCCAGGACACUCCCAAAUGGGGAUCUGCUCAUUCCCAGGAUAAAAGUGCUGAUUCCCGGGAUAAAGGUGCUCAUUCCUGUGAUAAAAAUGCUCAUUCCCAGGAUAAAAGAUGAUCAUUCCCAGGAUAAAAGUGCUGAUUCCCGGGAUAGAAGGUGCUGAUUCCUGAGAUAAAGGUGCUCAUUCCCAGGAUAAAAGAGGCUCACUCCCAGGAUAGAGAUGAUCAUUCCCGGGAUAAAGGUGCUCAUUCCUGGGCUAAAAGGUGCUCAUUCCCAUGAUUAAGAUGCUCAUUCCCGGGAUAAAGGUGCUCAUUCCCAUGAUUAAGAUUCUCAUUCCUGGGAUAAAGGUGCUCAUUCCCAGGGUAAAAGGUGCUCAUUCCCGGGCUAAAAGGUGCUCAUUCCCAUGAUUAAGAUGCUCAUUCCUGGGAUAAAGGUGCUCAUUCCCAGGAACUGCCUCAUCCCCAGGCCCGAGGUGCUCCUGGGUGCUGGUUCCUGGCCAGCGUUCUGCACUGUAUCCAUCCAUCCACCCUCCCAUAUUUAUGGAAAACCACCGAAGGAAUGCUGGCUCGGUGCUGUCAGGAGUGCAUUUUCCCGUAGCUUUACAUUUUUUUGGAGGGGUGGGAAUUUCUCUGCAGUGGGGGAUGUGUGUGUUUACUGUAUCGGGGCUCCAGGCAAACUUGAAAACUCUUCAAAGCAGCUCCAGACUCUGGAUUUUACAAGAGUCCCAGAGCUUGUGACAGGAUGGGUGGCCUGAUGUUUGGGAUUGUUUUUUUGGUUUUUUUUUUUUUUAAUUAUUAUUUUUGGUUUGUUUUUUCCAACAGGUGCUUUUUUUAAAAAAAAAAAAAAAAGAAAAACCAAAAUCCAAAAAGUAUUAAUAAUAAUAAUAAUAAAUUAGCAGAGCUGGGUUUGUGUGCGUGUGUUGAGCCAAAGUCUCAAAGCUCAAGGUUUCCUCUCCUCCUCUCUGGUGUGGUGUUUUGGUUUGUUUUUUUGGGUUUUUUUUGUUUUGUUUUGUUUUGUUUUGUUUUUUUAAAAUUUGUUUUAUAUUGACAUUUCUUGCUGGUUGGUUUUUUUGGGGGGAAGUGUUGAAACCCCAAACCUGUGCCCCUUGUCCCACACAGAGAGGUGGCUCUUUGUGGAAUUCCUUUUUUGUAUCAGAAGCAACGGCAACAAUAAAAUUAUUUUGGGUUAA
Messenger RNA from Camarhynchus parvulus, 10582 nucleotides. RefSeq names its product fibrillin 3 (gene FBN3). Lineage: Eukaryota; Metazoa; Chordata; Aves; Passeriformes; Thraupidae. Gene Ontology annotation, molecular function: calcium ion binding. The record is from RefSeq and is a predicted model, not a curated record.